AUGGCUGGCAAUGCACCCCGUUCCAACGCUGCUCCGGCCAGAAAUACAGAUACACUACCUUAUAGUGUAACUGCUGCCAGAAACGUCACAUUCCAGUCUUUGGUCAAGAGUCUUGAGAAAAGCAUACAAGCGGCGAACAGACCACGUGAAUCAAAUAAACUUCCCAGAGUGGAAGAGAGAUUUGAUGCCGAACAAAGACAUGAAGAAUUGCGUCCUAAGUAUGACCGGAAGCUGGAGGAGGAUGAAAAGGCCAAGAUGAAGAGAAGGACACGUCACAAAAGUAAAAAGGCGGACCAAGUUGGGUAUCAAGCUCCAGACACCGCAGAUAACGCCGAAGAUGAGAACGGCAGCGUGGACGAGGAACUCAUAACCGAGGAGGAGAUUAAAGAGCUUUUUGACAUAGAGAAGAAGAAAAUAUUGUGGCGACAGUGGGACGGUUCAACGGCACAUCAAGACAGGAUUCAUGCUACUGUCAAGCUGGAAGAUUUCCUGUAUUGGCAAAAUCCAGAUUUCCGCGUGAAGCGCAUCGCUAAUCUACACGAAGCGGAACCUCCAUUCGGAUAUAGGAGGCAGCCAGCCCAUGAAGCUAGACGAUCGGUGCCCGUCGUCAUAGGAAUGGCAGAUUACCCACCAAUGGAAUGGCGGCGGCAGAUCCUCGACUACUUCGAUAAGCACGAAGUUGGAGGCUACGGUCUGAAAACAGAGGACACUAAGUCCAAGAAGAAGAGAAAGGGUGCGGACUUGUCGCGGAAACUCUCCCCGUCGAGCAUUCCUCCGGGCGAACUCCACUUAUGGAACCCCAGGGCCCGGCGUAUCAGGACUGGUACUGGGAUGUACACAGAUAAACUUUCUCCUCGUGCUUUAGACACCCGCAUUGACUUCGCUGCCCUCGAGAAGGUCAGGCAAGAAAUUGAAAAUAAUCGUGGGGAAACAACGUCUAACCCAGAGAUGACGCAUUCCGAGCGUCGGUUACAGGAAAUGCAACUUUUAAGUUCGGAUAAGACUGUUCUUCGAACACGAAAUCUCCACAACAUUGAACAAGGGACAGCGCGAACAGCUACAGGCCUCUGGAUAUCCGCGGCAGAGACAUCGGACGAUUGGUUGACUUCUUAUGACAUUGAUAGGAGGGAGCGGCACGACGAAGUCGGGGAACUACCCUCAUCCCCUUUGGACAAACAAGCAACCGAUCUGUACGGAAGCUCCCCAGACAAAACGCACCGCCAGACGGCAGCUACCGUUGGCCAUCCAUCAACGCAGCGGGCUCAGAAUCAAACUGUGAAUGGAUCAGCGUCGACCGGGCAAAACAGUAAACAAACCCUUACACAAGGUUCACAGCCGAAUCUGAUGACGGCUGCAACUCCACCAAACCCAAAUCCUGAAGCGGAUGACGAUGAUGGUGACCUGUUUCGACAAGCCUAUGAGGCAGGUACGCAGGCAAUCAGAAACAAGCGUGCGGCGCUGCAGCAGGAAGAAACUGAGGAAAACCCGUCGCCGGCCAAGAGACCCAGGAUUGAGGAAGAACAAAACGGGGAGAAGAUCGUUGUCCCGUUGACAGAUAAGACACCCGAGGUCCCUCAGCCCCCUGCAGAAUAA
Molecule: messenger RNA, 1593 nt
Organism: Westerdykella ornata
Lineage: Eukaryota; Fungi; Ascomycota; Dothideomycetes; Pleosporales; Sporormiaceae
Exons: 1
Coding region: 1-1593 (530 amino acids)
Source: RefSeq, a predicted model, not a curated record